AUGUCGCAAUAUUCCCACCUCAUCACUCCGGACUUACAGUACAAGAGCAACCUGCCUCCGGGGGCCGAUCUCACUGAUUCCUAUGUGACGAGUCCAUUGAUCCACAAUACCACUUCGCUUCAGUUCUCAUCGAGCUGGGCGUCAAGAUUCAAAAGCGUCUACGCAGGCGAGUGCUGUCUGCGCGGUGUUAUCUUGGUUCAUCUUGAAGUGCUUUCUGAUCCCUCUUCUGAAGCCGAACGACAGCUACCCUUGCCCGUGGCGAUGGCCGUCUAUGCCGGAAGGAUGGUGUCAGGAAGAGGUGGUAUGAACCAUGAUUAUGUUAUGUGA
Messenger RNA from Pseudocercospora fijiensis CIRAD86, 327 nucleotides. RefSeq lists its product as uncharacterized. Bases 1 to 327 code for a protein of 108 amino acids. The transcript is spliced from 3 exons. The record is from RefSeq and is a predicted model, not a curated record. Lineage: Eukaryota; Fungi; Ascomycota; Dothideomycetes; Mycosphaerellales; Mycosphaerellaceae.